AUGAGAGACACAGCGUCAACUGCGCACGACGAACCCGACCUCUGCGAUUCCGAUCCUGAUACGCCAACUGCUUCGUCUGAGGUCGCUUCCGCUCCAUCACCCCCUCGUCUGGCCACCCUCCCGGUCUCCCUCGAAACACACGACCACACGGACGCGUUCCCUGAGCUGCCACGGCUGCCGUCCAAACAUACACUGCCGAGCCCACGCAGCGGCCGCUCGUUCAGUCUGGCCCAGAUUUCGGGCCCUAUCAAGCGGAAGCCGUUGUCGUCGACCGCCUCUCCCGCUGCCGUCCGCUUCUCCAAGGGCACUGCAUAUGCCGACGUCAUUGCCGACCUCCCCAGGCCCGAGCAGAGGUUCGCAAGAUCGUGCUCGCUCGACAGCCCGACACUCUACGAGUUCCCUGACCAUCGGACUCUGCUGGCCACGGCGAGUUCGCUGAAUACCGUCGUCGACUGGCCAGCGAGUCGCGACACCAGCCAACCAUCAUCUCCCUUCACUGAUUCCUUCAGCCGCCCCGUUGUCCCGGUUGACGGCGCGGGAGACGUGCAUUCGAGUAGCAUUGCGGGAAGCAGUCCUGCAGCCAUUCAAACAUCACACACACCUGUCGAUGACAGGAGCUCUAGCGCCGAAACAGCCAGUGUGGUCACUCAGGAGUCGGCCCCGUACGAGCCCGACGAUCUGUACUCGAACCAGGGCUCCCCCGAGCCGCACGGGUACAAGCGCUUCACCAUCACCAAGACUAAUACCAAGACUAUGUCAAUGUUCGCCCGAAAGUCACCUCCUCCGCAACUUAAUCUUGGGCCGAACACCAGAGAUGUGCCAGAUACGACCUCAGCAACAACACUAGAACAAACUAAUCUUAAUAAGCCGCUCCCGAAGUCCCCAGCCUCCUCUAAACUCAGCACCUUUCUUGGAUGGGCCACCUCAGCGUCGCCCACAACCGCGACCGAUUACUCGGACAAGAGUUUUUCGCCCCUCCCGUCACCCGAGUCGCCCAAGCCGGCGACUGCAGUGACCGAGUCCUAUGAGACUCCGAUUGCUUCCAAGGGUCCGACCUUCGCUAACCCCACAGAGCAGAACUCCCUACAGUACUGCGAAGCCUUCCUUCAGACACCAGCGGACAGCACAACAUCACUCGGCCAGCUCGAAGAGAUGGAGGAUGAGCUGAGGGCCAUUAGCGCCGAGUUGGCCUUGUCAAUCCGGCGCGAGAUAGAUCUAGAAGAUUUAGUAGAGAGACUGCAGGAGCAAAUUAGCAACCCGCAGGCGCCCGGGAGACGGACGAGCGACUACUUCUCCGAUUCCGGCUAUAGUUCGGCCAAGUUCAGCGACUAUGAUCAGGCGAAAGAGGAAAUCUCACAGAUUCAACGCAGGGCUGAGCAGGAGAAGGCACGGAUACGAUUGGAGCUCACCAAUAAACUGCAGGACGAGCGCUCCAAGCGACGGCUGUUGGACCAACAAAUACAGGAGCUAUCCAGAAAGGCGUCGCAGCUUGACAUCGCCCAGCUCAACAACGAUGACAGCGGACGGGUCAAGGAGCUUGAGAGCAUGUGCGAAGACCUGAGCAGGAGGUUAUCCGAAGAGCGCCAGGUCAAGAGCAAUUUUGAGGAUCUCCUUGGCGCCCUCAAGGGAGAGCUGCAAACGGCAUCGAAUGAGCGAGACAAUCUACGCGAUGAAAUCGUCCCUCAGCUGAGGGCUCGCGUCGAAGGCCUCGAGGCCGAGGCCGCCGAGCAUGCGAGGCUCAUCUAUGACACGUCCAAGAUACAGCAGGAGCUUCAGUUACUCAGGUCCGAGAACGCCGAGCUGAAGCAGACGAUACCUCGCAUGUCGGUGGGUCUGUCCAGGUCAGCGUCGGUCACGGGCGCGUCAUACGGGAAAACGCGGCCGCUACGGCAGCAAUCCCUCUCGCGGUCCAAUACAACGAGAUCGAGCGAACCUCGAGAUGUCUUGGCGGAAAGAUUAAAAGAUGUUGAGGCUCAGCGGGACGCUCUACAUAGUGCGCUUAAGAGUCUUCUCGAAAGACAAGACCUCCAGAACCGCGAGAAUGCCAAGAGGAUACGGCAACUCGAGAUGGAACGCGAUCGCCUUCUCACGGCCUCGCCGAAGAAGGCCGGCUAUGAGAGGGAGGUGUCCCUCCUCCGCGACGAGAUCGGCGUCCUACGCCGCCGCGCCGAGGAAGCCAUCGAGCAGAAAUGGCAGGUCGAGAAGGGCCUUGCCGGACUGAAAAUGGACCUGGACCGAGCUGUGGGCGAAAUCGCCUCACUACGGAGCCUGCUCCGGGAAAAGGAUAUACUGAUUCCCGAGGCUCUGGCCCGGCCAGGCAGCAGCCACAGCGUAGACGAUACCCCUGUCAGCUCAGACUCGCUCGAGCAGGCCUAUCAAGACCUGCAGACCACGUACCUGGAUGCGCUAGAGCGCAUCAAGAGCCUUGAAGAGGGCACGCGCACCGACGAGAAGACGCAGCUUGCCAUGCAACGCCUCGAGCAGUCCCUCUCGGCGGCCGUUUCGGACCGCGACCUCGCCCGCACCGAGGCGUCCUCCUACCGCGCCCAGCUCGAGUCCCUCCAGACACUGGAGAAGCAGCACCUCGACACGGAGCGCGACCUUGCUGCACAACUACACGAGUCGGCCCGCCGCGUGGAAGAGCUCGCGCUGCAGGUCCGCUCGCAGCUUGAAGCCAACGCGACACUACGCACCCGCCUGGCCGACACCAUCGCCCGCGGCGAGGCCGAGCAGCGCGUCAACACGGACCGCAUCGCCGGCAUGCAGGCCCGCCUGCGCGCGCUCGAGGACGAGGUCGUCGCCGCGCAGACGGCGGCCGAAGAGCGCGUCGCCCGCCACGAAGAAGACCUCGCUGCCCUCCGCGACGCCCACUCCACCCAGCUCCACCGCCUGCGCGACGCCUCGGGCUCAUUGCGCGGCGAGAGGCGCGUCUUCCCGCCUAAAUCGCCGCUCUCGCCCAUCUUUAGCCUCAACGCUACCCGCCAGGGCGGCGGCGGCGGCAAAUCGCCGUCGCGCAUGUCGACGCCUUCACCCCUGGUCAACUCAUACGGUACCUACGGCCUCCGUCCCCGCCCGGGGACACUGAGGCGAUCGACGACGGAGCCUUCGGCGGAGGACAUGAGCGCGCAGAUGGAGACGCUCAAGCGGCGCGUGGCGGAGCUCGAGGGCGCGUUGGCGUCGGCCGACGCCGAGAUGCAGGAGGUUGUGGGGCGCAUGAGCGCGGCGCAGAUCGAGGUGCUGCGGUUGCAGGAGGAGAGGGAGGAGGCGGUGCGGGAGACGAGGAGGUUGAGGAAGCAGCUGGAGGAGGAGAGGGUGAGGGUCUUUAAUGGAAGGUGGAGGGGGGUAAGUGAGGCGGGGAUGGUGCAAUAA
Molecule: messenger RNA, 3369 nt
Organism: Parathielavia appendiculata
Lineage: Eukaryota; Fungi; Ascomycota; Sordariomycetes; Sordariales; Chaetomiaceae
Exons: 2
Coding region: 1-3369 (1122 amino acids)
Source: RefSeq, a predicted model, not a curated record